ACGGUGAUGUCCAGUGCACUCGGCCAGAGCUGACGUUUGCCGACGCCCCGCUCAAGACCUGUCCAAAGACAGGAACGCAGAACCGGUGACCUAGGAAUAGCACUAGUGCGUUUUACCCUGUACUUUAUUAUACCCUGGCACAUCCUAGCUGCAGUCCUUCACCAUUUUACGCUGCCACUAGUGUGGACCGACUUGAACGUUUGCAAUAGUAAAGAUACGAUUUAAGUCGGUAGUCUGUGCCGUCCUCAUUUAUUGCGCUGACUGCUGCGCGUUCAAGGGUGCUGCCAGGCCAGGCGCAGUGAAAUGUCGGAGAAAGUUAUGAUAAUAUUUUCACGCCGAUCACUUGCAAGUAGCAGCGAGUUGGCCGAUGAGUGAUUGCGAGAAUUCUGUCGCCUACUAUCAUAGGUUCAGAGUGAGAAACCGCUUGCUGUAAUUCGCUGCUCUUACUUAGUCUUAGCCUGUAGGUCAUCACAGACAUCAGUCCUGACACUGUAUAGACCGAGGUGCUCUAGUGCCGCUGGUACCAGUAUUCAGUAAGGCUGUGCCCGUGCCCAUCUAUCUGUAAUACUCUUUGCUACUGACUGUAGUUCUUGAAGUAGCUUGCUCAGCACUGCCUAUGCCGCGGCUCCGUUCCGAAUACGUGCUGCUGGAACCAGGUCGGCCUGCAGAUUGAUACGUGUCGCUACUGAGAGGAUAAUUAGUAAGGGCGCAGCAGUGGCGUGUUAUUACUUCCACGGACGACGUACAUGUAGAUGUGUACGGGCGCUGGAUUGGCAGGAGUGGUGUGAACCAUUCGAGCAUAGGAUUGGAGGAGGUUAAAUCCCAGUUGUGCUUUGUCCAGCCCUAGCAUUGGCAAGGUGUUACGGCCACUAACGGCGGUCUGCCAGGAAGCAAUUGUCAACAAGCACUUUGUUUCUCCGUCAAACUCAGCAGCGGCUCGAACAGGAAGGAAGUCUACGCGUAUAGUGUUAGCAUCGUUGUCUUUCUCUACUCUCGCAGGCCUGUGACUCAGAGGCAGAGCCUGUUCGUACUGACGACGUGUAAGUUAGGAGUCUAAACUGCUCGUACGCACCCACUUCACCUGUACUAGGUAAUACCUUUCCUGUCUCUGCUGAGCUAGGGAGAAACUCAGGGACUUGGAGAGAGUUGUGACGGUGGUAAUACUUGGUAGUGUGCAGACACCAUUAGUACAACGGUACGCGGUGUUCGGCGGUUCAUUCGGAGCACGUGUUGUCUUCUGCAUGUAUGUGGAUCACGCGAAGGGCGCUCCCCAAUCUCUACUAGCAGUGUGUCACGGAGUGUCAGUUGACAAGAUACCGUAACUACAAGUCACUACUCCACGCUCACUGAUCGGUGGUUUUCUGCUGCUGGCAGGCCUCUACAGACCUCCCUGUUUCUGACAACGCUUUCCCUGGCCCCACGACUAACGUCCCCUGAGUGAGUGGCAGUGGCAGAAAGACGCGGGUCUGUCAACGCAGCCUAGCAGCCUUCUGUCGACGGUGGUCAAGUAACUAAACAGUUGAAAGAAAAAUACAGACAGGAGAUAUUCUCGCCAUCAGUGGCACAUCACUUCCUCCGAUGCUGCUCACCGAAUAGAGGCUCCACUGAUUUGCAUCUAUCUGUAGCAGAUCUGGAAAGAUUGUAUGCAAUGAGUAAGGUGUUAUGCCGCAGCGACUCCCUGGAUUCGGGACAGGCUAGUAUAGGAUGUGCAGAAGACGGGGACUACCUCAACGACGAUCUUAUGGAAAUGGAAACUUUCUCCGACUGUGAUCAGUUGCUCUCAUCGUCGGAUAGCGAUGAGAUUCGCAACAACUUCAAAUCAGAAGAGUAUGAUGGUGGUGAGCAAACACCUAUGUCAGGCGUCAGCGUAUCGCGGAGAUCAUCAUCUCGACGCGUUACCUUCGACCCGAAUGUGCUCAUGAAGCAGGCAAUCCUGGAAGGGGAUUUCUGCACUCUACGUACUCUGCUCUACCAGGAUGCAAUGGAACACGGACAUCAAUUUCAACUAGGAGGUGUGAGUGCUAAUGCUACUACUACUAGUGGUGGUCGUGGUGGUGUUGGUCAGCAAGUGUCAUUGGCAGCCGCCGCAGCAGCUGCAGAUGAUGACGCUCGGACAGUGUGUAGAUUUCAGACAUUGCUUUCUUGUGCAAGUGUGGAUGCGUCCAGUGACCCAGUGCCAGUGACGGCGGAUUGUGAUAAUCAUCGUCGAGAAGCUGAGCAGUGCAAUAGGGAUGUAGCAUCAUUUCCUCCUAUGAUUCCUACAAUCUCGUGUUCAGUGGAGGAGAUGUGCAAUGGCAAUGCAAACAGUGCGGCAUCUAGCUCUACCACUAUUGCCAGCAAUUUACGUGUAGAGGUGCGACAGAACAAGUCGCCUUCAUGCAACAGAGAGAGUUCAAUAUCGUCCUCAAGCAGCGCCAGCAGCAGCAGUAGCAGCGUCUCAGCAGAUUGUGACAUGUCCGGUGUACCCGAUUCGCCUCUCUGCCGCUCUCCAAGGCACAGCGGUGUACCUAGAGUGAACGUAAAUGCCACGGACAAUGACGGUCUGACUCUGCUGCAUUUGUGCUGCUUUGCCGGUGCUGCAGACUGUGUUCGACUGCUGGUUGAGCGGGGUGCGGAAGUGGAUGCGGCCGAUGAGGCCGGCUGGACGCCAUUGCAUGUGGCAGCCUACGAGGGUCUAACUGAUGUGGUACAGACCCUUGUCAGUGCUGGUGCGACCAUUGAGGCGCGAGACGAAGAAGGGCUGCGCCCCGAAGACGUCGCCUGCAGUGAUCGCAUUCGACAAGUGUUUGAGGAGUUGAAGGCAGGGGGCAAGAGCAACUGAGAGAGGUCAUGUACCCCUGCACUUCUACUGGUCGUGGAUAUUCUGCAAGGCACACAAGUAGCAAACCACUGCAAUGCAGUAUGUGCUUGCAAGGAGGAGAUGAGCACCGCAAAACCUCUACUGGUCAGCCAUUGAGAACUCUGAGGCCGUGUGUAGUGGAGAAUGGGGUGCGGGCGAUGCCAAUGCAAGCAGGCGUAUAUUCACAAGUAGCGGCGAUUUAGUGGUGUACUUAUGGUAAGUGACUGAAUACAAGGCAUGUGGGUCGACAACUGUUCUACCCUAUGCCCGUCGUAUGGAGUAUUCUGUGCUGGUAUUGGCAGUGUACUAUCACUGUGCAGAAUUCUCUAUCUCACCUGAAACCCAGGGUCUAAAUCUCCAUCAUUGCCGCAUCACUGCAUCACUGCAUUACUAGCAACGAUCCAAUAACACAGCAUAACUACCCCACUCGCAGCCGCCCCUCAAGCCUAGCCCAUACAGCCUGCCUGCCAAAACAGCCGUGGAAAUGAAGAGGCUCUCUUUGACUGCUUCCUUUGGGCGUGCCCACCCAACAGGCAGUAAGGUCAUUGUUUCUUGCAUCUGAGUGCUCAACCGGUCGCUUCUGGCUGUGAAAGGAUUGUCCCUUCUGGCUGUGAAAGGAUUGUCCCUUCUGGGCCUAGUUGAUGCCCGAUCAGUUGCGACGGCAUUAGCUAUAAUUUCUUCAGAGUGGGCCCAUAUUCUAUGUUCAGAGUGGCCCCCUAGCCCGGCAUGCAGUGUCACCCAGUUAGCACCCUGCAACGAACCGGCCUCUGACUCUGCACACUGACCCAGUAUACCCCCAGACAGCAGAAACAUGACUAGUCUAGAGAGCUAUAACCUAUAUUUCACCUGGGACUGGACAGCAAAUCGUCAUGCUCUGCUUUUUUGUAUGACUGUGCCCCACCUCCGCACUGUACGCAGGGCGGAUUGCCCACUAUUCCAUAAUUUUCUUUUAAGGCUGUGACAGAUAGCACGCUGAGUUCAUCAAAGCACCCAACACUGGUCACAUUCUAUUAAUUGAGGCCGUUGAAAUCCGACUCCCCUGCUUCCCCUUGAUGGCCAAUAAUACCAUAGAUAAAACCAUAACAGUCCCUUACUCUUCAGACUCUAGCUGCUUGGCCAUUAAGCAAUCCAUUGUAGCUGCUGGUUCAGCUGCUCUGUGUUUCUGGCCUGCAAAGCCAAGUAUCAUCCGUCCCCUUGUGUACUGGCCUAUGCUGGAGGUGUGGUGUUGCGGCUAUUACUUCCUGGACGCUAAUCCAUAGCAAUUCAGUUGAUAUCUAACGUGCAGGAUUUCAAUUCGUAUAAGUAAGUAACUGAUAGCACACCAUUUCAACUUGAUCAGAACUCUAACUAACACUAAGUCUUCGUAACUCCAUUCUGUGUUAGCUUACAGAAUGAUAAGAUUGACAUCUACCUGUAGAUCGUAAUCUGAUUACAAAACCUAACCACCCAUCCUAUAUUUCCUUCAUUUUCGUAGCAGAAACACUGUUUACAUCCAGUUAACAAUGGCCUUGGCUCGAAUAUUCCAACCACUAUUAAACUACUGUUGAAUCUAUUGCAAGGUGUUUCCAGCUAACGUGCUUACGAUAUGCUCAUACUUGAUUUAGCUCCAACGCUCUAACGCUGUUCCGUUGAGUAUAACUUGACAUCUACACGUUCAGUGGGUAAAACACGUACCGGUACUACGAA
Messenger RNA from Sycon ciliatum, 4525 nucleotides. RefSeq lists its product as uncharacterized. Bases 1649 to 2821 code for a protein of 390 amino acids. NCBI's taxonomy places the organism in Eukaryota, Metazoa, Porifera, Calcarea, Leucosolenida, Sycettidae. The transcript has a single exon. Gene Ontology annotation, molecular function: protein binding. The record is from RefSeq and is a predicted model, not a curated record.